Pedinophyceae sp. YPF-701 is the source of this 2088-nucleotide messenger RNA. The record is from the annotation of a GenBank genome assembly. Lineage: Eukaryota; Viridiplantae; Chlorophyta; Pedinophyceae.
AUGGUGGAGGGGGGCGGGAUGGACUCCGUGUGCGAGAGGUUCGCGGAGCGCACGGCUGAGCUGCGAAGUCGCUUGCCGUCGGGCGGAAACGACCUUUGCAUGGCCGUCCUCGACCACGCGCUCCUGCACUCGGCUGCAGUGGCGCACCUGGGGCGCUCCGGCGCCCUGCCCGCGAACGUCCGGGCCACGACGUGCAUCGCCGGGCGUCUCGUCGAGGAGUGCUACUCGAGGAGAGCAGCCGCGAUGGCGGAACGGCCGGAACGGGACGCGGAGGACGCCGCGCUUGAGUGGGCCAUGAAGCAGAACAAACGAGGCCCGGAUUUCCGUUUCUCGAACGCGAACGGGCAGCUCGACCUGUCCAAGCUCGAGGAACAGGACCGGUUCAAAUCGCUGCUGCCGCGCGCGCCGCGUUCGUCGGCCGCAGCGGGCCCCGGAGCGUAUCCCGCCCAGCAGGCUUUGCACGCUGAGCCAACAGGCGCGCCACACGACGCCAUGGACGUCUCCCCGCCGGGAACGGCACGUGCAUCGGGAGGUAUGAUACCGAGCAACGCGCAGUACCGGGAUUUGAAGUCCCGGAGGCCCCACUCGGUGGAUUUCCGGCCUCCAACGAAGCGACCACUCCAGGCCCCAGAGCCCGACGCCCCGUGCGCGAGGCAGAAACCACGCGCCGGCGACGGCAAAUGGAGCAGACCGGCUCCGCAUUCCACCCUCAAGCACCAGCCUGGCGAUCAGCCGGAGUACCGGGAGAACGCGGGCGGCGGCGACGACGACGAUCCGAUCGAGAGAGUCAAGAACAACAACGCCGCGAUGUUUCAGACCGCGACCAACGUGCUCAUCCAGCAGGUGGAGCGCGAGGGCGGGCAGGUCGUCGACAGGGGGGCGAGGCGGCAGCAGGCGCCCGGUUCGGCGGGCGUGCGCGGGAGCUUCGUGCCGCCGUUCAAGCGCGACGGCGAGAACGGCAAGCCGCCGGCGCGCGCGGGCCCCGUCGGCGCCGCGAUGCACCGUGCGGCGGGCAACGCCGCGCAGAAGCAGAAGGGCGGCGACGGGGGGGAGUCGCCGCUGUCGCCGCGGACCCUCGAGCUGCUGGGCUGCCCGGACGGCCCGCUGCCCGAGGAGCUCGCGCGGAUCGCCCCGGCGAUGGUCGAGACGGUGUGCAACGAGGUGCUGGACUGCGGGGGGAGUAUUUCGUGGGACGACAUCGCGGGGCAGGCGCACGCGAAGCAGCUCGUGCAGGAGACCGUCGUGUGGCCGAUGCUCAACCCGCACCUCUUCACGGGCGCGCGGGCGCCCCCGAAAGGCAUCCUGCUCUUCGGACCCCCCGGGACGGGAAAGACGCUGAUCGGCAAGGCGGUGGCGGGGAACAUCCGCGCGACGUUUUUCAACAUCAGCGCGUCGUCGCUCAUGUCCAAGUGGAUCGGCGAGGGGGAGAAGAUGGUCCGCGCGCUGUUCGCGGUCGCGGGCGUCGUGCAGCCCUCGGUGAUCUUCAUCGACGAGAUCGACUCGAUCCUGAGCGCGCGCAAGGCCGACGGGGAGAACGAGGCGUCCCGGCGGCUCAAGACGGAGAUGCUGGUGCAGAUGGAGGGCUGCGACCCGUCGUCCGCGGCGCGCCGCGUGCUCCUGGUCGGCGCCACGAACCGCCCCGAGGAGCUCGACGAGGCGGCGCGGCGACGCAUGCCAAAGCAGCUGUACAUCCCGCUGCCGUGCGCGGAGGCGCGCGCGGCGAUGGUGCGGCGCGGGCUGCGCGGGGUGCGCUCGAGCCUGUCGGACGGGAACGUCGCGAAGAUCGUCGAGAAGACGGACGGGUACUCUGGGUCUGACAUGCGGAACCUGAUUCAGGAGGCGUGCCAGGGGCCCGUGCGGGAUGCGGUCGCGUCGCACGGCGCGGACGUGGUCAACCUGAGCGAGGGCGACCUGCGCGCGGUCAACGUCAAGGACUUCCAGCUCGCGGCGCGCGCGCAGAAGGCGUCGGUCGCGCCCGAGGAGGUGACGCGGUACAUCGAGUACAACGAGAAGCACGGGGCGCGGUUCCUGGGCGACGGUCUCGGCGGAGACGGCGAGGACGCGAUGGCGGACGAGGAGGACUGGUGA